UAGAUGGCUUCACAAGAUGGCGGCGCGUUGGGAGCGUAACAGCUGCGUUUCUAGGAGCUUCGCGCUGCGGCUGGUUUAAGAUUCUGGGGUUGUACAGGCCCACGCCAGACACGUCUGGCAAGAACCUCGACCUCAGAGAUGGCUCUGAGCAAAUCAAUGCAUGCGAGAAAUAGAUACAAGGACAAACCUCCUGACUUUGCAUAUCUGGCAUCCAAAUAUCCAGAUUUUAAGCAGCAUGUUCAGAUAAAUCUGAAUGGAAGAGUGAGCCUUAAUUUUAAAGACCCUGAAGCAGUCCGAGCUCUGACCUGUACUCUCCUAAGGGAAGAUUUUGGACUUUCUAUUGAUAUUCCAUUGGAGAGACUAAUUCCCACAGUUCCCUUGAGACUCAACUAUAUUCACUGGGUAGAAGAUCUGAUUGGUCACCAGGACUCUGACAAAAGUUCUCUCCGAAGAGGAAUUGACAUAGGUACAGGGGCCUCCUGCAUCUACCCGUUACUUGGAGCAACCUUGAAUGGCUGGUAUUUCCUUGCAACAGAAGUGGAUGAUAUGUGUUUCAACUAUGCAAAGAAAAAUGUGGAACAGAAUAACUUAUCUGAUCUCAUAAAAGUGGUGAAAGUACCACAGAAGACGCUCCUGAUGGAUGCUCUGAAAGAAGAAUCUGAGAUCAUCUAUGACUUUUGCAUGUGCAACCCUCCCUUUUUUGCUAAUCAGUUGGAAGCCAAGGGAGUAAACUCAAGAAAUCCCCGAAGACCUCCACCUAGUUCUGUUAACACAGGCGGCAUCACAGAGAUCAUGGCAGAAGGAGGUGAACUAGAGUUUGUUAAAAGGAUCAUUCAUGACAGUCUACAACUGAAAAAAAGAUUAAGAUGGUAUAGCUGUAUGCUGGGAAAGAAAUGUAGCCUGGCGCCUCUGAAAGAAGAGCUUCGCAUCCAAGGGGUCCCAAAAGUCACCUACACUGAAUUCUGUCAAGGUCGGACGAUGAGAUGGGCCUUAGCUUGGAGUUUUUAUGAUGAUGUAACAGUACCAUCACCACCAAGUAAGCGAAGAAAAUUAGAGAAACCAAGGAAACCCAUUACAUUUGUGGUGUUGGCGUCUGUGAUGAAAGAGUUGUCCCUGAAAGCAUCAUCUCUGGGCUCCGAGAUGGGGGAAGGCAUUGUGGUCGUCACCACGUGGAUUGAAAAGAUUCUCACUGAUUUGAAGGUCCAGCAUAAACGAGUGCCCUGUGGAAAAGAGGAAGUUAGCCUUUUCCUAACAGCCAUAGAAAACUCCUGGAUUCAUUUAAGGAGAAAGAAAAGAGAGCGAGUGAGACAACUGAGAGAAGUCCCUCGCGCUCCUGAGGAUGUCAUUCAGGCCUUGGAGGAGAAGAAAUCCACGCCCAGAGAGCCUGGUAACAGCCAGGAGACGGUGCCGUGCAGGCCUGCCGAUGCGGAGGGCCAGGGCCUGAGCCAGGAGUCGCUGUCCCCGGAGGAAAACCCAGAACCCAUGGAGGACGAAAGGAGUGAGGAGAAGGGAGAGAUGGAGGUUUUGGAAAGCUGUAAAGGCUCUAGCGACGGAGCCCAGGACCAAGAGUCUUCUGAGCAGUUCAGCAACCCCAUGGCUGCCAAGGGGAGGCGUCUCCCAGGCAUAACUGGGCAGUACCUGUUUAAGUGUUUGAUCAACGUUAAGAAGGAGGUGGAUGAUGCCUUAGUUGAAAUGCACUGGGUUGAGGGCCAGAACAGGGAUUUGAUGAACCAGCUUUGCACCUACAUACGUAACCAAAUUUUCCGGCUUGUUGCUAGUUAACUGGAAACAUUUUGCACAGCUGGAGGCGUGUUUAUAGGAGCUGGCUUUGGAGUGGCUGUGGGGUGGCAGGAGGAAUCCGGUCAGUGGUCCAUUUGUAGCAUUAUGGGCCACUGACAUGAAUUACAUUCAAAAACAAGAACCUGUAAAUCUAUCCCCACUUCCCCCCACCGCCUUCCUGCUGUUCUUUUUAAGUUACAGGAGUUGUAGUAUGGACGUUUACAAGGAGGAAUUGUGGUUGUGACAACAGAAGGCCCUUGGUACACUCCCGAGGCUUUGAAAGUUGGCUAGAGCUGGGCCCCUCAGCUGUGGACUGCUUCUGCACAGCCAGAAGUGCUGUUUGUGGAGUGUGGGCUGGGCAGCACUGCCUAGAAUGCCAAGCUCUGUCACCCAGGGGUGUUCCUUGAGGAGCGGCAGCUCCCUCUGCCUCCAGUCCUGGUACCCUCUUCUAGGUCACUCUUCAAGAUGGAACCUACCUUACAUCAGUCCAUGAAGGGAGCCAGCCCCAUGGCAGGUGGUGGGGAAUCGGGGAAAGAAACCUUAUAAUGGCAGGAAGAAGGACCAGUCUGGGGAGCACCUGGUAGAUGGCCCAUUCCUGACACUUGGCUGUUUAGUUUUGCUUGCUUUGGAAGCAGAAUUAGGUAAGCCAGACUCCUGAGUGUGACUGAAGCACACAGAAGCACCCAUACCUCCCCCUCCAGCCUGUUCAAAGUACCCUUUCUUAGCAGUUUUACAACUGCAUUAGUUUUGUUUGGACAUAAGAAUAUUCACAAAUGGCUGGGCGCGGUGGCUCACGCCUAUAAUCCCAGCACUUUGGGAGGCCGAGGUGGGUAGAUCAUGAGGUCAAGAGAUGGAGACCAUCCUGGUCAACAUGGUGAAACCCCGUCUCUACUAAGAAUACAAAAAUUAGCUGGGCAUUGUGGCGCGCGCCUAUAGUCCCAGCUACUCAGGAGGCUGAGGCAGGAGAAUUGCUUGAACCCAGGAGGCGGAGGUUGCGGUGAGCCGAGAUCACGCCAUUGCACUCCAGUCUGGGUAACGAGCGAAACUCCGUCUCAAAAAAAAAAGAAUAUUCACAAAUUAAAAACCAGUGGUCUGCUUGAAUCCUGGGGUUGGCUGAAUGAGCAACUGAUGACAGAAAUGAGAAAUGGAACAAAAUAGGUAGCUGCAGAAAGGCUCAGAUAUUUGGUUGCUGAUCAGAUACUAUUUUUUUUUUUUUUUGUGGUUUCACUUAUCCCCUCUGUGAUUGCCUGCUCACAUUGGAGAGUUCUGAGCCCAGGGUAACCAUGUGCUUAAAACAUGUUCUAAUAGGCAUGCCAGGGUCCUGUAGAAAUACCCCUGGAAAAAGGGCAACCAUUUGCUGUGCUUGAAUUUAACAGCUUGAUGAUGUGUCAGCAGCCUAGGGUUCUAUUUAGACUAAAAUAUUUGCCAGAGCUCCUUGCUACCUGCUAAGAAGACUGGGGCUGAGUAGCUAAGCCACCCUUCUGAGAGGUGGCUGUUGGUUAAGACAGAAAGCUGAUGACCUUGGCAUACCUUGGCAGUAGCUAGAUCAGGCCCUCAGCAAAGAUGCAGGAAAUGGAACGACUGCUUUAGUCUGGCUGUGGAGCUGGGGCUAGAGAAGACAGCACAGUGACCAGUGGUGUUUUUGUUGGUUGGUUUUUUUGUCUGGAAAUGACAUUUCACUCUUGUUGCCCAGGCUGGAGUGCAUGGUGCAAUCUCGACUCGCUGCAGCCUCCACCUCCCAGGGUCAAGUGAUUCUCCUGCCUCAGCCUCCUAAGUAGCUAUGAGAGCAGGCAUGUGCCACCAUGCCCGGCUAAUUUUGUGUUUUUAGUAGGAACGGGAUUUCACCAUGUUGCCCAGGCUAGUCUCUAACUCCUGACCUCAGGUGAUCCACCCACCUCGGCCUCCCAAAGUGCUGGGAUUACAAAUGUGAGCCACUGCACCCGGCCACUGACUAGUGUUCUUAACUUGGUCUGUGAACCUCCAGAGAGUCCAUACACCUCCUAGAGUUACUUCUAAAAGUUCUGUGAGCGUAUUUUGUUUGUUUUCUGGAGAGAGGGUCCCCAGAACCCUCAGACAUAGACAAAGGGGUCAGUAAUCCACUCAGGAUUAAGAAGCAUUAUUCUAGUCUAACCACUCAUGUGUCAGGCUGUGAAAACUAGUACCUAGGGUCUUACAGAGGCAAGCCUCCAUUCAGGACCUCAGACUCCCCUGGUCUAGUAAUUGUGCCCUAGUCCACACCAGCCAACUGUACUUACCUCAAAUGAAUAUCACAUUUGAGUCAUUUGCUGGAUGCAAACCUAGUUUUCUUGGCAUAAUUUUAGGAUAAUUGGUUGAGUGGCACCCAUGCAUUCAGUAAGUAGUCAGUAACUAGUUAUUUGCUUUUUUCAUUACAUGCUCAUGAAAGGCUGGGAAAUGAAAGUCAAAACAACAAAGUACCCCGAGUUUGCCUUCUGUAACAUAACUGCUAUUGGGAUUGGCGUGUUUCUUUUCAGUGUCUUUAUGUAGACGGGGUGUAAGUGUGUGGGUUCACUUCGGUUGUACUCAUGCUGCAUAUUCAGGUUUGUAUUCUGGUCUUGUUUUCAUUGAACAUCUUAGAAUUAUGUUUCCAUGCUAUGACAGUACUGUGUUUACUUAACCUCCUCGCCUGUUCCUGUGUCUUUCAAGCACAGGACUGGAAAAGUAAGUCUGUUUCUUAGGGGUUUCCAGAAAAUACUCCGUAUAACUGAGGCACAGAAGGUUUUUCUGUGUUUAUAUGUGUUUCUGUUCGUAGGUUUAGGGCUCGGUGUCCUGGAGGAGAUUUUAUACGUGUGAAGUUAAUGACUUGAGGGUUUUAAAAAUCCGUGACAGUGGACAGGUGUGGUGGCUCACAUCUAAUCCCAGCACUUUGGGAGGCCGAGGUGAGCGCAUCACUUGAGAUCAGGAGUUUGAGACCAGCUUGGCCACCAUGGUGAAACCCUAUUUCUACUAAAAAUACAAAAAUUAUCUGGGCGUGAUGGUGGGCACCUGUAAUCCCAGCUACUCGGGAGGCUGAGGCAGGAGAAUUGCUAGAAUCUGGGAGGUGGAGGUGCAGUGAGCCGAGAUUGUGCUGCUGACUGCACUCCAGCCUGAGUAACAGAGGGAGACUGUCUUAAAAAAAAAAAAAAAAAAAACCACCAUGUGACAAGGCCGACUUUCACAGCCUGCAGCUGAGUGGCUCCUUUGCAUUUGGAUGCCUCUAUGUCCUUCUCUGAGAAGAUUAACUUCUUAGACUACCUAGUGAGAACAUUGAAACUGUUUUUAAAGGACAUCUACACGUUGUCGUGGCCAUGCCUGCACUUUAUGAUUGUGUGCUGUGUCAUAGCACAUACCUCUCUCUCUAGGUCGGAAUGUUGUUUUCUUCUUUGAAGAAAUAGGCUAUUGACUCAUAUGUCAUGAUCUUGAGUGUAACUCUCCUUAAGUGUCCAGAGGCCAGGUUCAUGUUGAUGGAUUGGUUUGAAAUGAAGUCUUUGUGGUAUGAUCCUAAAUUCUCUUCUGGUCCCUAGAAUCAGCUCUGGUCUCUUGAUAACUGAAGUGGAGGCAGAAGCUGACAGAAGCUGAGCCUGUUUUCGAGGCAAACUAAAACUGCUUUUGUUCUUCGGCAUCUGCUUUGCUUCUGUCAGCUUGGUUCCUUCCCCACACACCCUGGCCCCACUGUUCCCACCCCAGACCUUUGCUGUGUGUCCUGGCAAGGCCGAGGCUGUGCAGCGGCCUUUCCACUAACUCAUCUUAAGGUUUGUGUAGAUUAGUAUAUAUUUUUUAUAAAACAUAAAGCCUUUCCUCCCAGCGGAAAUCAAAGCUUACCAUGUGAGCACUCGAACUUCUAAGUUCUGACAGGAAUAACAAAACUGCCAGGAGUCGAAAAGCUGCAAAAGCCUGUGGAAAAUCCAAGGCCUUUUGAAAGAAGGGAGCUGAUGACUUCACGGCCCGCUGGAGCCCCUCCUUCCUGCUGAAGCCGCGGCGUUUCCCUCCGUGGCCACAUAGGGGCAGCCUCGGACCUUUUAUCAAAGGCCUUCACUUCCCUGUGGGAAUGAAGACAAUUGUAUCCAUGGUGUUUUCUUGAAAUACCAGUUGCUACCCAGAUUUGUAUUUUUAUGUAAACACAUUUUCACAUAAAUAAAAUUUGAAAAAUAAAAGCAGAAAGAG
Callithrix jacchus (white-tufted-ear marmoset) is the source of this 5940-nucleotide messenger RNA. RefSeq names its product methyltransferase 16, RNA N6-adenosine (gene METTL16). Lineage: Eukaryota; Metazoa; Chordata; Mammalia; Primates; Cebidae. Gene Ontology annotation, cellular component: nucleus. Gene Ontology annotation, biological process: rRNA base methylation. Gene Ontology annotation, molecular function: 23S rRNA (adenine(1618)-N(6))-methyltransferase activity. The record is from RefSeq and is a predicted model, not a curated record.